AUGGACGAUGAACAGCCUCCCACCUCGCACAUUACGAUACCCGAAGAGGAGGCCCAGGGCACCGAUUCCCAAACUGCGUCGCGCCCGACAGCACCCGCGAUCGAACGCAGCGACUCUUCAUCUACCUCCUCCGAUGGCAACACUACACACGCCAACACCAUUCAUGCUCCGGUACCAACAAGACCUCGGUUGCCGAACCGCAAGAGCAGCGGUACCAUCAUCGUGCCCCGCGACUCCGAAGAAGCGUCACGACCAAUCGAGACGAGAUUAGAUCCCGGCGACGUGCGCGCAAUGAGUCCACGGCGGACGAGCGAAGACCUCGAGCAGCUUGGCCGUCAAACACGCGCAGAAGUCCGAAAGCACGCAAAGAUGCUCCAAGACUCGCUGCUCAUGAUUUUCCACCGAAUCCAGGCCGUCAAGGAAGAACACGACAAGCUCGACAACAACAACAAAUUCCUCCAGAAAUACAUCGGCGACCUCAUGACGACAAGCAAGAUCACAUCAACAGGAGGCGGCCGCGGCAAGAAAUGA
This is a messenger RNA of Sporothrix brasiliensis 5110, 531 nucleotides long. RefSeq names its product bzip transcription factor. Bases 1 to 531 code for a protein of 176 amino acids. The record is from RefSeq and is a predicted model, not a curated record. The transcript is spliced from 2 exons. Gene Ontology annotation, cellular component: trans-Golgi network. NCBI's taxonomy places the organism in Eukaryota, Fungi, Ascomycota, Sordariomycetes, Ophiostomatales, Ophiostomataceae.